CGCUCCGACAUCCGGCCCGCAGCUAAGGCCGGGGAGCCCUCUUCCCGGCCAGGCUGCGUCCCCAACCCCACGCCGGGGGCGGGCCGGGCCGGCCGAGCCGAGCCGCCGGCGUCCAUUUUCUGGGCGGUGCUGCGAGACGCCGCGGCCUGACUCGCGGGUCCGGAAGCGCCAUGGACCCCCGGGGAACGCGCUCGCGGGGCAGCGGCCGAGCCCUAUCUCGAUGCGGUGGAGAUGGAAGACUCAGAACCAAGGAUUUCCAAGUGAUUUCUUCCAAAGCACGAGAAACUAACUCUGUUAAGCCUGCUCUGUUCUAACUGAGGCAGAAUAUGGCUUGGAAUUGCAUCUUCAACAACUUUCACCGCUUUUUCACUUUGCAUUUGCGGAUUUGGAUUCUUUGUCCUAAACUGUUACACUGGGAAUUCCCUGGUGGUCCAGUGGUUAGGACUCCACGCUGUCACUGCUGAGGGCCCAGGUUCAAUACCUGGUCGGGGAGCUAAGAUCCCGCAAGCCGCAUGGUGUGGCAAACAACAAAAAGCAAACAGCAACAACAAAAUAAAAAUAAAGUGUUACACCGACUCCUAGAUUACAAGCUUCUUGAGGGCGUAAAACUCUCGACUGUGCCUUUUUCUGACUGAAAUUCCUUUUCCUCAGCUUUGUCCAUAUCUGCAAGGUUUUGCUGGGCUCACACCCGUUCCCAAGCCCCUCUCCCCCCGACCCCUGAAACCUUCUCCCAGCGCUCUUGACCCUUCACCUUCCCUGGGAAUCUGUGUUUUACGGCUUUUCAUGAGCACAUCUUAUUUUCCCUGCUGUACCACAGACCUUUGGGGGCAGUAUUUUUGUUCCUCUAGCGGCCCUGGCUUUUAGUGUCAGCCCCCAGGCCUGCUUCUGCCUGGUUGAUAUAAAACCACCUGAAGAGCCUCUGAGACAAUGUGGGAAGGAGGCUUGUCAGUGUUUACUCGGUGUGCCUUUCCAACUUGUUAUCAUAUGAAUGUAUUACUUAUUCACGAAAUAAGGUACAAAAGUACAUACGGAUUCCGGGGUCUCACCCCAGCUGUUCCAAACCAGAAUCUCUGCAGGGGCGGAGUAGGGGGAAUCUGUAAACCUGUACUGUUUUAAAGCUUCCCAGCUGAUUUUGAUGCCUAGCCAGGUUUGGGAACUACUGUCCCAAAGCAUGAAGUAGGUAUUCAGUAAACAUCUGUUCAACGGAGAGAUGAACUCUUAUCUUCCUGUAGCACUUAGCCUGAUGCCUUGUACUUAGCAGUUGCUCAAUAAAUAUUGGUCGAGGGAAUUAAAGUAAAUUUUGAGUUCAGAUACUAACUCCCCCGGCCUCACUUUCUUAGGUGUGGGUGGAGCCAUCACUCCUUCCCAGGUUCCCCCUCUGUCUGGGGUGGAUGGAUUAAUUCUUACCUGGACCACUAGGACGGCCUCGCUAGCUGGUUUGCAACCAGCUGGCCUCCCUUGGAUCCUUUCCACACACUGCAGCCUAAGUGAUCCUGAGUGAUUUUUUUUUUUAACUCAAAUCUGAUGAUAACUUUUAAUGAUAACUAGUACUGACAAUAUAAAACUUGCUGUGGGGAGUCCUCUAGAGCCCAUUAUGGUCUGGUCUGACCCUUCCGAACAGGAGAAGGUACGAGUCAGGAAAGAAAGUAGAUCCUACAGGGGCCCGGAACAGAGAGACCUCAAGGAAGGCCAAAUAAGCACCAGCCAAGUAUGUUAUUGAUCUAUAAGCCAGUGAAGGAUAGGCUGCUGCUAUCCAUUCAGGGGUGAACCUUUCUCCCUUCGGGGCACAGAGGAAGCCAUAAAGAUCCCCUUUUUUUUAAGUUUAUAUUCUUUAUUUUUUUGGCUGCAUUGGGUCUUAGUUGUGGUAUGCGAGAUCUUCAUUGCGGCACUCGGGCUUCUCUCUAGUUGUGGAGCGUGGGCUUCUCUCUAGUUGUGGCGUGCAGGCUUCUCUCAAGUUGUGGCAUGCGGGUUUUCUCUGGCAUGCAGGCUCCAGGGUGGGUGGGCUCUGUAGUUGUGGCACGUGGACUCCAGAGCACAGGGGCUCUGUACUCUAAUUGAGACAUGUGAACUCAGUAUUUGUGGCGCUCAGGCUUAGUUGCCCCGUGGCAUGUGGAAUCUUAGUUCCCCGACCAGGGAUCGAACCCAAGUCCCCUACAUUGGAAGUUGGAUUCUUUGCCCCUGGACCACCGGGGAAGUCCCAGAGAUCCCUUUUCAUUUAAUUUUAUUUAAAGAUUUAAUCCCCCACAUCCCUAGAAAAGAUUCAUGGAAGGUUCCACUUAAAGGCAGGGAAAACAAGAGGAAAAGAGCUAUCACUAAAUCAAGAAAGUGAGACAGUAGUCACACCAGAAACCCAGGCUCACAGUGGCUACAACAGUCGAUGGUAAACGUUAGUUCUAAGCAUCCUCGUGUCGAGAAUUAAGAGAGAAUAAACGUGAUGACAGUCAUGUCCCUUUCCAGGGACCUCAAGGACGACUUUCACAGCGACACAGUGCUCUCAAUCUUGAAUGAGCAGCGCAUUCGGGGCAUUUUAUGUGAUGUCACUAUCAUUGUGGAAGACACCAAAUUUAAAGCCCACAGCAAUGUCCUGGCUGCUUCAAGCCUUUAUUUCAAAAAUAUCUUUUGGAGUCACACCAUCUGUAUUUCCAGCCACGUCCUGGAGCUGGAUGAUCUCAAAGCCGAAGUGUUUACAGAAAUCCUUAAUUAUAUCUACAGCUCCACAGUCGUCGUCAAGAGACAAGAAACAGUCACUGAUCUUGCAGCUGCAGGAAAAAAGCUGGGAAUAUCCUUCUUGGAAGAUCUUACCGAUCGCAACUUUUCAAAUUCCCCAGGUCCUUAUGUAUUCUGCAUUACCGAAAAGGGAGUGGUUAAAGAAGAAAAAAAUGAAAAAAGGCAUGAAGAACCAGCCAUCACUAAUGGGCCAAGGAUCACAAAUGCAUUUUCCAUCAUCGAAACGGAAAAUAGUAAUAACAUGUUUUCUCCACUGGACUUGAGGGCAAGUUUCAAAAAGGUCUCCGACUCCAUGAGAACCACCAGCCUUUGCCUGGAGAGGACUGACGUCUGCCACGAGGUGGAGCCCGUGCACACCCUCGCCGAGCACUCCUACGCCGUGUCUUCCGUGACUGAGGCUUACAGAAGUCUGCCUGUACGGGAACGGGACAGCAGUUCACCUGGGAAAACAGGUAAAGAAAACUGCGAAGCGGUUGCAGCAAAACCGAAAACAUGCCGAAAGCCAAAGACAAUCUCCGCACCCCAGGAUUCGGAUUCACCUCCAGAAAAUAUACCCGCCCCUCCAGCAACCAACUUGGAAAUGAAUCAAGAAGGAAGUCCACAGCCAGCUGCAAUUCUUUCCCUUUCAAAAUCUCCCAGCAACAACGAAGGAGAGGUCCAUUUUCCCAGGGCAGAGGAAAAUAAAUCCUCCGAUGCCCCCACACUGCCAGCCACAGAGGUGCCGCCUCUCAUUUACAACUGUAGCUGUUGUUCCAAAUCCUUCGACAGCAGCACUUUGCUCAGCGCCCACAUGCAGCUUCACAAGCCAACCCAGGAGCCCUUGGUGUGCAAGCAUUGCAACAAACAGUUCAGCACCCUCAACAGACUGGAUCGGCACGAGCAGAUCUGCAUGAGGUCAAGCCACAUGCCCGUUCCUGGAGGGAAUCAGCGCUUCUUAGAAAACUAUCCCACCAUUGGGCAGAAUGGAGGUGCGUUCACAGGUCCAGAGCCUUUAUUAUCUGAGAAUAGGAUUGGUGAAUUUUCCAGUCCCGGAAGUACCUUGCCAGAAACAGAACACAUGGUUAAAUUUGUUAACGGGCAAAUGCUCUACAGCUGCGUAGUAUGCAAACGUAGUUAUGUGACUUUAUCCAGCCUCCGAAGACAUGCCAAUGUUCACUCGUGGAGAAGAACGUAUCCUUGCCAUUACUGCAACAAAGUAUUUGCAUUGGCUGAGUAUAGGACAAGACAUGAGAUUUGGCACACAGGAGAAAGGCGGUAUCAGUGCAUUUUCUGCCUGGAAACGUUCAUGACCUACUAUAUACUCAAAAACCACCAGAAGUCUUUCCAUGCCAUCGAUCAUAGACUUUCCAUCAGUAAAAAAACAGCAAACGGGGGCUUGAAGCCUAGUGUCUAUCCAUAUAAGCUUUAUAGGCUCCUGCCCAUGAAAUGCAAGAGGGCUCCUUACAAGAGCUACCGACAUUCUUCCUAUGAAAAUACUCGAGAAAACAGUCAGAUGAACGAGUCUGCACCUGGUCCCUAUGUUAUUCAGAAUCCACACGGCUCUGAAUUGCCUACUCUGAAUUUCCAAAACAGUGUAAACACCUUGACCAGCAGUCCAGCCAUCCCCCUGGAAACACCAGCACGUCAGGAUGUACCCACUUCCACCAGUGCACAAAACGCAGAGGGUACCAAAUGGGGAGAGAAGGGAGAGUUGAAAGUUGAUCUGGACAGUAACUUUUAUUCAACAGAGGUGUCAGUUUCUUCUGCUGAAAAUGCCGUCAGUUCGGGCCUCCGGGCAGGGGACGCGCCCGUUUUGUCUGUGAGUAACGGCAGUGAGAACUCCACCUCUGUGAUCAGCUACAGUGGCUCAGCGCCCUCGGUCAUCGUGCACAGCAGCCAGUUUUCAUCGGUGAUAAUGCACAGCAAUGCCGUUGCUGCCACAAGCAGCCACAACCCCGCAGCCCCUUCAGACCUGGCUGGCAGUCAGAGCCCGAAAGACGAUGGCAAACCCGAGCCAGACAAAGUGGGGAGGGUUGUCAGCAGACCCAAGAGCAUGAAGGAGAAAAAGAAAACCAUCCUGUGUAACAGGGGAGAAGUACCAGAGGAGUCCAGAUACAUUGCUGAUCCUGGAGGGUCAUUGAGCAAAACCACAAAUAUCAUUAAAGAAACUAGUAAAAUUGAAACUUACAUCGCAAAGCCUGCUCUCCCGGGAACCUCCACAAACAGCAACGUCGCGCCCCUUUGCCAGAUAACAGUGAAAAUCGGGAACGAAGCCAUUGUGAAAAGGCACAUCCUAGGAUCUAAAUUGUUCUAUAAAAGAGGGAGGAGGCCCAAGUACCAAAUGCAGGAGGAGACUCCGCCACGAGAGAGUGAACAGGAAACCAACAGAGACAGCCCGAUCGGGCUCUGCCAGUCCGAGUGCGUGGAGAUGAGUGAGAUGUUUGACGAUGCCAGUGACCAGGAUUCCACGGAUAAACCGUGGCGCCCUUACUACAACUACAAACCCAAAAAGAAAUCCAGACAGUUGAGAAAAAUGAGGAAAGCCAACUGGAGGAAGGAGCAUGAAAACAGGAGCCCGAGCAGCAAAUGUAAAUACCCGGCCGAACUGGACUGCGCAGUGGGGAAGGCUCCCCAGGAGAAGGCCUUCGAGGAAGAAGAAAAUAAAGAGAUGCCCAAGUUGCAGUGUGAACUCUGUGACGGAGACAAAGCCUCGGGGGCCGGGAAUCAAGGGAGGCCCCACCGGCAUCUCACGGCCAGGCCUUAUGCGUGUGAGCUCUGCUCCAAGCAGUUCCAGAGCCCCUCCACCCUGAAGAUGCACAUGAGGUGUCACACGGGAGAGAAGCCGUACCAGUGCAAGACCUGCGGACGGUGCUUCUCGGUGCAAGGCAACCUACAGAAACACGAGCGCAUCCACCUGGGCGUGAAGGAGUUCGUCUGUCAGUAUUGCAACAAGGCCUUCACGUUGAAUGAGACCCUCAAAAUCCACGAAAGAAUCCACACUGGCGAAAAGCGAUACCACUGUCAGUUCUGCUUUCAGAGUUUUUUGUAUCUCUCCACGAAAAGGAAUCAUGAGCAGAGGCAUAUCCGAGAGCAUAAUGGGAAGGGCUAUGCCUGCUUCCAGUGCCCCAAAAUUUGCAAAACAGCUGCUGCCCUUGGAAUGCACCAGAAGAAACACUUAUUCAAAAGCCCAAGUCAGCGGGAGAAAACAGAAGGUGACACGGGCCACGAGAACUCAAAUCCCCUGGAGAAUCCACAUUUCAUUGAUUCAGAAGACAGUGACCAAAAGGAUAAUGGACAAACCGUUGUUGAUAAUGUCCUUUGAAUGGUGAUACUUGGAAAAAUCUUCGAAACUAUAAGUUGGUGGGUUUGGGUUUUUCGGUUUUUUUUUUGUUUUUUUUUUUAAGUUAGCCGUUUUCUUUUGUUUCUGUUUAAUUUUGUUCACAUAACAGUCAUGAAGGAGUGAAAUGUAACAAAGAAAAUCUCAUUUGUGAAAAUUCCAGGAAAAGGAUCCUAAUAUCUACUUUGGGUUUUAGCAUUAACUUCAUGCAAAGUACACAAAAACAAAGUAGCUGAAUCUUCCAAUAUCCCAAGUGACCUGUGAAAGUUUAUGAAGUUCUCAGCUAUGAUAUUUCUGCCAGUCGGGGGAAAGAAAAGAGUUUAAUUUUAGCGUAAUUUAAAACUUUCUAAUAAGUGCUAAUAGGAACUGGCUGCUGAACUGUCUUUAGUCACUGGAGAAAAUAAGGGUCAGAUGUCAUGAAAAUGUCAUCUUCAUAAAUAAGUUCAAAGGUAAAUGAGCUAUGACAGUCAUUAUUCCCAACCAGCUUCUAUUAAAAUUGUUUAAAUUAAUGGAUACCUACGAAAUAAUAUAGUUGAAAAUACGUGUGAAAUGAGUAACCCGAGUAGGACAUUCAUACAUUAUCUAGAAGUACUUUUCUGCAACACAAACCUUGUAAAAUACAUAUAUAAAUCACUCUAACUUUUAACUGUCCAUGUCCCCUGUAGUGAAUUAUAAUGAUGAGCAAUAGAUCUGCAAAUAAUGAGGACUGAUGUAAAAAUCAGUAGAAAGCAUUUUGAAUAUUACUUAAGAGCAUGUGUAUGCUUUUAGAUGGAAUGCUGUUCUCUUGAAGUUAUGGCUGAGCUGUUAUUAGAACUGGUCUACUCAAGUCACAGAAAACAUAGGUCAUGCCUUAUCCAUGGGGGAGAGCCUUCCCAGAAGUUACCUGUGGUUACCUGUGCUGUGCUGUAUAUUACUUUUUAGUGGCCUCACUUCAGAAAAUGAAGAAAGGUCAGAUUCUUCUGAAACUCCCUGCAGUCUUCCAUCCAUCACAAGGCCAUGGACAUGGAGGUCUUUCCAGGUAGAUUUAACCAGUCUCAAGGGUUCAAGUGAAACCUGACGCCUUCCGUGCCACUGAAGGAGUGUCCAGGAAAUGUAGCGCAAAGCAUGUGUACGGUGGUGAAUUCCCAGGCGCUUGAAAGUGACAGAAAGCCCAAUCCCUACAAUUGUUAGCCUUCUUGGAGAUCAUGCAGCCCACAAGCACAUACUAUUUAAAAAAAAAAAAAAGGACAAGAGAAACACACACCCCCGCCCCACCCAUUAAUGACUUGAGGGGGCAGAGGGAGUGAUGAUCUUCCUUGCCUCGAACAGAGCUUUGUCUUUGGGGGGUGGGGAGAUAGAAUGUGGAGUGACAAGGUUCCGUCACUUACUGAUAUGACUCAGAAAUACAUCCACAAACCAGAUGCCUUGUCUUAAUGUUUGCAGACGUCUAGCCCGCUUGCUAAAAACCACUUCCGUUUUUAAUGUUCUUUUAUGCUGACCCACACCAUCAGCACUGCCCUCAAAAUCUAACUGCCCUAUAGGCUAUUCCGUCAUGUGGACUAGGUUCCUGGGAGGCUGGAAGUCAUGAGUCUUACUUUUUAAACUGCCAGAAUAGGAGAGAGAGAGAGAAAACGUUCUUACCCUUUGAUGACCAGUAUGAGCAGAAUCUGGGACCCGGUUCAAGGAUGACCUGCGGCCAUUCAUGUUCACGGGAUGUGAUAGCUGGAAACCCAAGAUGACCCAAGGUUGCAAGGUUACCAUUGUGAAGAAGUAGCUCAAAGGACUCCAGAUCCUCUCUCCAAGCGUUGUGAUACCUCCAUGAAGAAGACUUAAUAAGGAUUGGGGUGGGCAAGAAAGCAUUUAAACACCCAGAAAAGGACAUGAUCAAAGCUGACCUUUUUAUACUGUAGUACUUUGCUGUUAAAUAACCCCAGUAUUGUAUUUGCAUUUAUCUUUUGUUCAUCUGCUUUCACUUACAAACAGUAUUAUGUAAUAGAGGAAAAUGGAAAAAUGCAAACGAGUCCAACUUUAUUUUAUACAUUGUAUAUAUGUAUACCUGCACUAUUCAUUUGGGUUUUGUUAAAAAGAUAGUUGCAAAGGGCCUAAGAAAUUUUGAAUUGAUGAUUAGAAAAUUGAAUAAGCAAUCCUGUGAUCUACUAAUUUGUUUUAUCUCAAUUAGGCUUAUGGAUCAAGGAGAAUUACUGUGUGUUUCAGUCACUUUGAUUUGAGGUAACUCCAAAUACAAAAUGAUUACAUGUACUGAUGUCUCCCAGCCCUUCCAUGUGGAUACUUUUUAAGUGGACUUGUAUGCUGAUAAUUCUAGACCAAAGUAAAUAUGGCAGAAUAUUUAUACAUGAAAAAAAUAAUUUUGCAAAUAUUUUCUAUAAUUGUAUUAUUCGUUGAAAAUGUUGAUAGCUUGUGUUAGUUUCAGGGAGGGGUGUAUAUUUUGAUAAAAAAAAUACUUGACUUUGUAAUCCUGUAUAUUCUAUACAAUUUAUAGCAGAGCCGUUUUAAGACAGCCUUGUCGCAUUUUUUGUUAAUUGUGAAAAUUUUAUUCUAAGUGAUGUUUAUGCAUUGAGUACAUAACGACCAACUAGAAUUAAAGUAAGUGUGAACAGUGAACAUACUGUAUGCUGUACAAGAUAUAUUGUAAUUUGCUGUUUUAGCAUCUGUAUUUUGGUUAGAAGAUAUUAUUAAAUACAGAUGUUAAGGGUUGGAAAAGUCUAAUUUUAUUUUUAGAACUAAUUGAUAUAAAUUUGUUUUUGCUUGAUUAAAAUAGCUUAUUCCUA
This is a messenger RNA of Orcinus orca (killer whale), 8811 nucleotides long. RefSeq names its product zinc finger and BTB domain containing 38 (gene ZBTB38). The record is from RefSeq and is a predicted model, not a curated record. The transcript is spliced from 4 exons. Gene Ontology annotation, cellular component: nucleus. Bases 2435 to 6028 code for a protein of 1197 amino acids. NCBI's taxonomy places the organism in Eukaryota, Metazoa, Chordata, Mammalia, Artiodactyla, Delphinidae. Gene Ontology annotation, molecular function: RNA polymerase II cis-regulatory region sequence-specific DNA binding; DNA-binding transcription factor activity, RNA polymerase II-specific; protein binding. Gene Ontology annotation, biological process: regulation of transcription by RNA polymerase II.